GGUUCACUUCCGCCUGCCCCGCCCGAGCGCCAGACCGGAAGCUCCUCUCACUGAGCCGUUCCUCCUUAUUGGGCUGAAAACUCAGGAGCCGUCAAGAUGCCGGCUUACCACUCUUCUCUCAUGGACCCUGACACCAAACUCAUUGGAAACAUGGCACUGUUGCCCAUCAGAAGCCAGUUCAAAGGACCUGCCCCUAGAGAAACAAAAGAUACAGAUAUUGUGGAUGAAGCCAUCUAUUACUUCAAGGCCAAUGUCUUCUUCAAAAACUAUGAAAUUAAGAAUGAAGCUGAUAGAACCUUGAUAUACAUAACUCUCUACAUUUCUGAGUGUCUAAAGAAACUCCAAAAGUGCAAUUCCAAAAGCCAAGGCGAGAAAGAGAUGUAUACACUGGGAAUCACUAAUUUCCCCAUUCCUGGAGAGCCUGGUUUUCCACUUAACGCAAUUUACGCCAAACCUGCGAACAGACAGGAAGACGAGGUGAUGCGGGCCUACUUACAGCAGCUGAGGCAAGAGACUGGACUGAGACUUUGUGAGAAGGUGUUUGACCCUCAGAAUGAUAAACCCAGCAAGUGGUGGACUUGCUUUGUGAAGAGACAGUUCAUGAACAAGAGUCUUUCAGGACCUGGACAGUAAAGAGAGCUGGGCCGGCACUUUCCGCAGCGGCGGGCAGCAUUUUACAGCAAGAUGUACACAGUUCUUUGCCUUUGUUUCAUAAAGUUUUAUACAAAAGAGAGAAGAGAAUGUGUCUGUACUUGAAAAGUUCAUUAUCAAGAAUUUGGAGGGGGAAAAUGAGUUGUCAGAGGGUGAUUUGAAAUUUUCUGCAAUAUUAAGCUGGUGCUUAAUAAGUAAUAAAGAAAUUUCUAACAUUUUGUUGGGAAA
Molecule: messenger RNA, 879 nt
Organism: Miniopterus natalensis
Lineage: Eukaryota; Metazoa; Chordata; Mammalia; Chiroptera; Miniopteridae
Gene: ARPC3
Product: actin related protein 2/3 complex subunit 3
Biological process (GO): regulation of actin filament polymerization; Arp2/3 complex-mediated actin nucleation
Cellular component (GO): cytoskeleton; Arp2/3 protein complex
Source: RefSeq, a predicted model, not a curated record